This is a messenger RNA of Rhodofomes roseus, 1078 nucleotides long. RefSeq lists its product as uncharacterized. NCBI's taxonomy places the organism in Eukaryota, Fungi, Basidiomycota, Agaricomycetes, Polyporales, Fomitopsidaceae. The coding region runs from base 97 to 651 and encodes 184 amino acids. Gene Ontology annotation, biological process: translation; mitochondrial translational initiation. Gene Ontology annotation, cellular component: ribosome; mitochondrial small ribosomal subunit. Gene Ontology annotation, molecular function: structural constituent of ribosome. The transcript has 3 exons. The record is from RefSeq and is a predicted model, not a curated record.
GUCCAUCCGCGCCUCGCAAACUUUCCCAUUUCGGCGAACGAGCUCGUCGCUGCGUCUCUGCUCGAGUCUGCGGUUGCUACUGUCUCGGCGGCCGCCAUGUUCGCUGCAUUUGCACGAUGCUCCUCUACGCCGCUGCGCCAGGCGAGGCUCCCUUCCAGCACAAACAUUGUCGCGCGUAUCUGCAGGUCGCUGUCCUCACAACCAGCGAAUCCCUUCCUCCCCAACGUCGCUGGAAGCUCAGUGUCCAUCAAGCCUAAGUGGACUGUGGAGGAGAACACAGGCCCAAUAUCUCAAGCCUGGGUUGUCAUGCAGGGAUCGGCUGCAAGACAGCACGACCAACCAGAGAAGUCUCCUGAAGAGAUCUGGCAGGAUAGAGAAACCCGUACAGUGGCCAAUCUGCCCAAGCCUCAUGGCUCUAAAGAGGGGCGUAGCACUUAUGUCUUCAACGGGGAUGUGGCCUCCGCAUUCGGAAGACUGGCCAGGAUUGUGAAAAACAAUCGUAUGUUCCUGGAGCUCCGGCAAUACGAAAGGCAUGAAAGGCGGGGUGCUAAGCGCAGCCGCCUUAAGAGCGAGCGCUGGAGGCGGCGGUUUGCCCAUGAGGUGCGGAUGAAGGUGAAGCUUGUCAAUGCAAUCCGUGCUCGGGGCGCGUGAUAAAGGCCACCUCUCCUCCCCGUCUCCAUUUCUCAACGUCUUCACUGUCUAUAUUUGUAUGUGUCGCAUGACUGCUGUAUUGAUAUGCAGCGCAAAUGACCCCAUUGCGCGUUCUCUCCGCGCGGUUGCGACCCCGACUGUGCGUCGAGAUUGUUGUGGACGUGAAGGGUCGGUUGGUUGUGAUGCCAAGUGGCACGCCCGGAAGAAACGGCCGCAGCUUUCAUACCUAUUGGAUUUGGCUCAAGAGCCUCGGAACACCGUACAGCGGUAGGUCGUGCUCGGCAGGAUCUUGCGCAGACGGCUUGCAGGGCGAGUGUAAGCGGGUUUCCGUCGCAGCUGAUGUGAAUUUGAAGGCAGGUAUCGUAAAUCUUCGCGGGGUAGGCUACUGCCGUCUUCGACUGACCAUUUCAGAUCCACAUUUAUCGUC